Messenger RNA from Brassica napus (rape), 1735 nucleotides. RefSeq names its product transcription factor HHO5-like. The coding region runs from base 1164 to 1682 and encodes 172 amino acids. The transcript has 2 exons. NCBI's taxonomy places the organism in Eukaryota, Viridiplantae, Streptophyta, Magnoliopsida, Brassicales, Brassicaceae. The record is from RefSeq and is a predicted model, not a curated record.
AUAACCAAAAUAAAAAAAGCGACACAAAAAUGAGAAGAAUAUUGAAGAUAGAUAGAAUUGGCACGUGAACGUAAACUUCUCAUUUAACUAAUACUAAAAGGGUUAUAUGAGGAGUAGAGAAGGUGUCCACGUCAGAUUAAAAAAUCGACCAAUAGAAAAGGUGUUGUUUUGCCACGUCAAACCUGCUACUCACAAUUUUGCAUUUUGUCGCAAGCGUCUCUUCUAAUUCUUCUAAUCGUUUCAAUUUUCUACAUGUUCUUGCGUUUCUCCACUCUCAGAUCAUUCAUUCCUCUUCUUUAAUCUUAUAUGCGUGAGCCAUAAUACCCUUCCAACUUCCUCCCUUUCUCCCACUACAAGAAGUCAGAGUCAACUCGAAGCUCUACAGCCGCCGGAAGAUAGUUAUAGCUCUCAGACUCACCGACAUAGACAGCGACAAGCUUCUCUACCACCAACAAGCCUCUGCGUUUAUGCCGUCAUCUACUCCACCUUGGCCACUCCGGAUUCGUUGCGCAUAUUUCUUCACGAGAACCAAUCUCUCUCUCUCUCUCUCCCUCCCUCUGAUUUUCGUUUGAUUUGGUACAGGAAGGUGGACCGUGAGCAGAGUUGGUUGUCAUGAGCUUGAAGACAGAGGAGGUAUGGCGUGGUGGUGGUGCUAGCAGCAUCUGCUCACCGGAGAGUGAUGAAAACAAAGGAUGUAUGGCGUGAUGCGGUGGAUGAAGAUGACGACGUUAUGCGGCUGAUGAUUAUUCAACUCAGAUUUAGAUUUAGGUUUUUUUUGUUUUGGUUUAGUGUUUUUUACUUGGUUUAGAUUUGGAUAUAUACUUCCAUUUGGCUUACAAUAAUUGUAGAGUAGUGAUUGUAAUUCAAAGGAAACAGAGAAGCCAACGAAAACUCCAAAGGUCUUUUCCACUUUUAAUUUGGUUUAUAGUUCUUAUUGUUACAGUAAACUCCAAUCGGCCUCUUACAAAAAAGAUCGAUGUUUUCAAACGUGAACUCCCUCUAUGCAUGCUCUUGAUGAACGAAGGUGACUCUCUCUCUCACCUCUCUCUCUCUCUCUCUCUCUCUCUCUCUCUCUCUCUCUCUCUCUCUCUCUCUCUCUCUCUCUCUCUCUCUCUCUCUCUUUCUCUCUCGAUUCUCAAUUUUGUUUUGUGUUUUGGUAUUUAAUGAAAUGGUUUCUCUGUGUAGCGAUUGAGAGGUUGAAGCAAGAGGCUUCAUCAGUACAAGGGGUAGAAUUGAAAACUGAUAAUAAGAAGAACUGGAUGAGCUCUGCCCAGUUAUGGAUCUCAAACUCUAACUCACAGUCGCAAUCGACAAACGAAGAAGAAAACCGGUGUGUGACUCAGACCUGUAAUAAUAAUAACGCUAACCAACGAGGGGCAAUUAUGUCAUUUAACCGUCCUCCACCUCCUCCUCCUUCAGCUCCUCUGUCUCUGCCAAAGUCAGAAAUAUUGACUGACUAUAGCAGCAGAAUUGAGCAGAGUCAUCCAAUUCAGAAGAAAGAGCUGAGAAGGAAAUGGUCUGACACUACAAGAAAACAGGGGGAUUCUGAUGGUCGAAAUCGUCGGAAAUUCGUCGGAAUAGCCCGAUUCCGACGAAUUUCCGACGAAACCGUCCGUCGGUAUCGUUUCGUCAGAAAAAAAAAAUUCGUCGGAAUUUCGUCAGUACUUCCGACGACUUUCUGACAAAUACCAAGAAACGUCAUUCUGACGAACUUCCGACGAUGUUACGAUGCGGA